Messenger RNA from Ipomoea nil (Japanese morning glory), 1607 nucleotides. RefSeq names its product glucan endo-1,3-beta-glucosidase 11-like. The transcript has 3 exons. Gene Ontology annotation, molecular function: hydrolase activity, hydrolyzing O-glycosyl compounds. Bases 87 to 1361 code for a protein of 424 amino acids. NCBI's taxonomy places the organism in Eukaryota, Viridiplantae, Streptophyta, Magnoliopsida, Solanales, Convolvulaceae. Gene Ontology annotation, cellular component: plasma membrane. Gene Ontology annotation, biological process: carbohydrate metabolic process. The record is from RefSeq and is a predicted model, not a curated record.
UCACACUCCAUUACUACUCCAAUCUCCAGUAGUUCCCCCAUUCAGAACCUCAGCUAACUCCAAUCUUCUCUCUCACUACGCCAUUAAUGGGGAGGGGGGAAGCCUUGUUCCCUUCUCGUCUCCGUUUUUCUAUUCCAUUCUUUUUCUAUGUUUUAUUGAUAGCGUACCAGGGAUUGGCGGCGUCGAUUGGGAUCAACUACGGCCAGGUUGCUGACAAUCUGCCUUCGCCGGAGGAUGUGGUGCCGUUGGUGAAAGCCGUCGGGGCCACCAGGUUGAAGCUGUAUGACACGGAUCCUAAAGUGCUCAAAGCUUUUGGCAACACUAAUGUGGAGUUCAUUGUCAGUGUCCCCAACGAGUACUUGUCUAAAAUUAAGGAUCCUGCGAAAGCUCAAGCUUGGGUUAAGCAGAACGUGCAGGCGUAUUUGCCGGCGACCAAAAUCACCUGCAUCGCCGUAGGAAACGAAGUCCUGACCUUCAAUGACACUACUCUCUCCGGCAACCUGCUCCCGGCAAUGCAGAGCGUUCACGCCGCUCUGGUGAGUCUCAACCUGGACAAGCAAGUGACGGUGACAACCGCGCAUUCUCUGGCGGUGCUGGAGACUUCGUAUCCGCCGUCCGCAGGGGCGUUCCGGCGAGAUCUAGUGGAUUGCAUUUGCCAGAUCCUGGAAUUCCACGUCAAAACCAGCUCGCCUUUUCUGAUCAAUGCGUAUCCCUAUUUUGCGUACAAGGCGAAUCCGAAGCAAGUGUCGCUGGAUUUCGUGCUGUUCCAGCCAAAUCCAGGGAUUGUUGAUCCCGUCUCCAAUCUUCACUAUGAUAAUAUGUUGUUUGCUCAGAUGGAUGCGGUUCACUCUGCUUUAGAUUCGCUAGGGUAUAAGAAUGUGUGCGUGCAGAUCUCGGAGACGGGAUGGCCGUCUAAGGGCGACGCCGACGAGGCCGGAGCGACGGAGGACAACGCCAGGAAGUACAACUGCAACCUCAUGAAGCUCAUGACUUCUAAGAAGGGAACUCCGAUGAGGCCGACUAACGAUUUGAACAUCUACGUCUUUGCAAUGUUCAACGAGAACAUGAAGCCCGGCCCGACCUCGGAGCGCAACUACGGGCUCUUCAAGCCCGACGGAACCCCAGCCUAUCCUCUCGGAAUCAACCUCAGUACAAACAUUAGUUCAGGCGGUUCCGGAACAAACUCCGGAGGAUCUACGCCGUCAACGUCGUCCUCUCCACCGGGAACUUCUUCCACAGGCUAUCUGUCCAUUUCUUCGGAUUCGGCGAGACAAAUGCUGUGCAAGUGCAGAAGAGUAGAGAUGUUUUUGCAGAUUGCAGUAUCCAUUAUGUUGCUCACCCAAUUAUUGAACAGAGUUUAGAAUUUUUUGUGUUCAGAAAUCAGAAGACAAGGAAGAAGGGGGAGGAGAGGAAUAAUGUGAUUCCUGCACUUUUACGGGACUACUUUACUUUUGGAAUCAAUUCUCAACAGCGGGAGGAUUAUUCUUUUGUUAUUACUAUUAUUAUUAGAAAGGAGUAUCAUUAUUUUACUCUGCUGUAUUAAUUAUUUGUUUUGCAGACUCACUUUUUCUUAUAAUUAUAAUUAUUAUAAUAAUAUAAUGACAUAU